This is a messenger RNA of Aspergillus versicolor CBS 583.65, 678 nucleotides long. RefSeq lists its product as uncharacterized. Lineage: Eukaryota; Fungi; Ascomycota; Eurotiomycetes; Eurotiales; Aspergillaceae. Gene Ontology annotation, cellular component: RAVE complex. The record is from RefSeq and is a predicted model, not a curated record. The annotation marks the transcript as partial. Gene Ontology annotation, biological process: vacuolar acidification. The transcript is spliced from 3 exons.
UCCCUAUACUAUCUUGCAUUGAAAAAGAAAAAUAUACUGCAGGACCUCUGGCGAAUAGCUCAUUGGCAUCAUGAGCAAGCCGCCACUUCACGACUCCUUGCAAAUGAUUUAAGAGAGCCACGAUGGAAGAUAACGGCGCUUAAAAAUGCGUAUGCCUUGCUUGGGAGGCGAAGAUUCGAAUACGCUGCAACAUUCUUCCUUCUCGCAGACCGGCUGCGCGAUUGUGCCCAUAUCUUGAUAAACCAGGUUGGAGAUCUCCAGCUCGCGAUUGCCAUUACACGAGCAUACGAAGGAGACAAUGGACCGGUGUUAAAGGAGAUCCUUAAAGAACGGAUCCUCCCCCAAGUAGCAACAGAUAGCAACAGAUGGAUGGCAUCCUGGGCAUUCUGGAUGCUCGGGCGAGGUGACAUGGCUGUCCGCUCACUCAUCCCACCAGUCGAGUCACUGAUCCCCUCAACGCCGUCCUCACCCGGCAGUACCCUCCAAGCAAAAUCAUACCUCUCCAACGACCCCGCCCUCAUAGUCCUGUACAAACAACUCCGCGAGAAGACCCCCCAAACCCUUAAAGGUGCCUCACAAGUCCCCGCGCAAGCAGAGUGGGCCUUUAUCCUGCGGAACGCGCGCCUCUACGAUCGCAUGGGCUGCGAUCUUCUCUCUCUCGAUCUCGUGCGUCACUAG